Molecule: messenger RNA, 780 nt
Organism: Clonostachys solani
Lineage: Eukaryota; Fungi; Ascomycota; Sordariomycetes; Hypocreales; Bionectriaceae
Source: the annotation of a GenBank genome assembly
AUGUCUACAGGAAGUUCAACUUUCACUCCGCCGACGGCUCCCACGACCGGUCUGACAUUCAGUACCCCGGCUGAGAGCUCAACCCUCCUGACUUCAAGGACGCCAACUGCCCCUACCACUGGUAAAUUCGACUUCAAGUACACCAACCGCGCCAACGACGGGCCUGACUUUCACUACCCCAGGUACUCCUAUAACAGAUCUGAGUUCAAGCACAGCAACAGCGCCUACAACAGGGCUGACUUUCACUACCCCCGGCGUUUCUUCAGUAGAUUCGACUUCAAGGGCGUCAUCAUUUUCACCAUCUUCAUCUUCGAGUGGUGUCAUCACCGAUUCAAUUUCCAGUUCCAGAACAAUACAAACGACGGACUAUUCCCGGCCAGCCCCCACUUCAAGCCAUGGUUCGUCAAGCCAACAGCUGCCAUCGUCGCCAUCUUCCACGGUCUCCUCAGUUUCUCAAACCGAAAGCUCUUCCUCGUUUACAACCAGCAUGACCUCUACACCGUCAUCUCCAACAUCUCAGCCGGCAACGCCUUCUCUGAGUUCUGGCUCCUCUUCGAUUUCGGUUUCUUCGGACAAAACACCAAUAUCUACCACAUCUCGAGGAUCGCCGACUGGUUCUACGUCGGCAAGCUUGACAAGGCCUGGCACAAGUUCGAAAUCUACGCCAAGCAUCACACCAUCUUCAGCUGGAACCUCGAGCCCAACGACCUUAUCGUCGUCAUUCACCUCACGGGGCACUCCCUCCUCGGGGACUGUGGUUUCAUCUACCCCAGCUACUAG